AUGAUGAUGGAAGAAGGACAAAUAGACUUGAAACACGUAGUUGAACAAGAUAUUCAAAUUAUCAAAGGAAACAUGACUUUGAUGGAAGCACUGCCUCCUCCAAACUUAGCGAUGCGAGUGCCCUCAGAACCAGGAGCCUUUCCUCAAGCUGGACCACUGUCACAUAGAACCAACAGUGAGUCAUUUACAACUGACACAUCAAGUAACAUGUGUCAUCAAAACAACAACGAAGAUCCAUUGGCAGAUCUACAAGGAAUGGAUGAGUUGGUGGUGGCCCGGCCUGUGGAUGUGCCCACCAUCAAUGAGGCAGAACCAGUGGAUCCAAUGGAGAGAAGCACAAACAGCAAGAAGGCAACAUGGGCAUGGCGUUUUUUGACUUGUUUGUUGCUACUUGCUCCUCUGACUGCUGUGCUUAUUGUCAUCCUCGUGGCAAGAAAGCAACCCAAUCCAAAAGACAGUACCAUUAAUGCACUGGACGAUCCGAUAACCAACAUCAGCCAUGAUGAAAUGGAAACACCAAUCAAAUCAAGAUUCAACUUGCCUCUUUCCCUACCCAAUAGCACCAUGACUCUUAUGCUCCUUGAUGACUCUGGUGCCAGCCCUCAAUCAAAAGCAUAUGAAUGGCUGAGAGCUGACCCGCUGGUAUCAGAAUACACAGAAGCACGUCUUGUUCAAAGGUUUGCUAUUGCAACUUUAUACUACUCUCUUGGAGGGCCAGAAUGGUUGGAGCAAGGAGGAGGUACAACCACAAUCACCAUAGAUGAAGCACCAUCUGGGCACCACCGGCAGCUACAACCAAAUGCGUCCACAGCAACACCACAACUGCACACACCAGGAACAUCCCAGGGCAGUGGGCCACCUCCAGGCCCAACGAGGCCCACAAUCAAACAUGUCAACAUAACAUCAGCCAAAUGGCUGUCAUAUGGUGUUCCUGAAUGUGAAUGGUUCUCCUUGGGCUCUCUUGAUACAAGGGAAGUUUGCAACAAAGAUGGAAGCUUUCGCAGCUUGUACAUGCUGAAAAACAACAUGGUUGGGACUCUUCCUGAAGAACUCAUGCUCAUGACAUCACUACUGAGUUUGAAGCUUGCAAGAAGCCAAAUUGCUUCAACCAUCUUCACUCAAAUAGGUCAAAUGACACAGCUAACCAAUCUGAGGCUCUUCAGUCUGGACCUAACUGGGACGAUCCCAUCUGAAGUUGGAUUGCUCUCACACACUUUGGAAGAAUUGUCAUUGCUAGAUAACCAACUGACUGGAUCUUUGCCAGAACAGUUUUGGCAACUGUCUCAAGUUGAAACAAUUAUGUUGGGCCACAACUCCUUCAGUGGAUCAAUUGCCUCAGAUAUUGGCUAUCGCAUGCCGAAUCUCCAACAAUUGAUGUUGGAUAGAAAUCAGAUCAGCGGGGUCAUUCCAUCAUUGCUUGGGUUGUGCGCAAACCUGAAAGUAGCAGACUUUGAUGGCAAUCAAUAUUGGCAGGAUCACUUCCCUCUGAACUUGGACUGCUGACUGGUCUGAGAGAACUGAGGCUCUCUAACAACCCAAUGAUUAAUGGAUCAGUAGCUCUGGAACUGGAGCAGUUGAAUAAGUCCAUGCAUACCUUGCUUUUGGAACGCACAUCCCUCACAGGCACCAUUCCUCAGGGGCUCUGUGGAGUCCACAGGUUGUCCUUUAGCUGCUCUCCAUUGCUCUGUGGGUGUGACUGCCCCUGCUCUCCUUGACAUUAUCUGAAACACUGCAACCUAGUUUGCAUUGGUGUCACUUGCAGCAAUGCUAGGAUGGCUCUCUCGACAAACUUGUCAUUGGCGAUUCGAAAACCAUUAUCUGCCAUGUAUAGAC
Molecule: messenger RNA, 1833 nt
Organism: Seminavis robusta
Lineage: Eukaryota; Bacillariophyta; Bacillariophyceae; Naviculales; Naviculaceae
Source: the annotation of a GenBank genome assembly